GCGAUGAAUUAUCAUUGUUACACGUGUUCUGAUCCAGCAAAAAAUUUUACGCAUGGAUACACACAGUUGACGUUUGUGUUUGAGGUUAGGUUGCCGGCGCUAGUUCACCCUAUGAAAGACCGACACCGAGAUCCACGACGCAUGCAACACGUCGACAAACUAUAUAGACUGAGAAAAAAUAGUUAGAUAUCGUUCACAAUAGAAAUGAUGGGGCUUCUCUGCAUAACAUCCUCGAUAAUAUCAACACUGAAAGUGUUGCUGUUCAUUGGCGUUGCAACACUUACGAGCAGCCUCAUUGUUUUACCAAUUUUAAUAAUUUACGCCAGAAGACACUUUGCCAAAAAGCGAGCAGGAAGACUGAGAAAAGAAACCGUUGUUGGAUUUUUUCACCCGUAUUGCAAUGCUGGCGGUGGAGGUGAACGAGUCUUAUGGGCUGCCAUCAAGUCUAUUCAAACAAAAUAUCCCAAUGUACACAUAGCUGUAUACACUGGUGACCUGGAUGCCGAAGCAGAGCAGAUUGUGAAAAAGGCUGAGAAGGGAUUCAACAUUCAGUUGAAGCCAGGAAUCGAAUUUAUAUACUUACACAAGAGAAAAUGGGUAGAAGCUUCUCCAUAUCCUUACUUCACGUUGCUAGGACAAAGUCUUGGGUCAGUCUGGUUGGGUCUUGAAGCAUUGAACAGCUUACAGCCAGACAUUUACAUGGACACGAUGGGAUAUGCAUUCACAUAUCCCUUGUUCAAGUAUAUCGGUGGCUGCCAAGUUGGAUGUUACACGCAUUAUCCUACAAUCUCUACAGACAUGUUGAAACAUGUCUAUCGCAGGGUCGUAUCUCACAAUAACAGACGUAUCAUAGCAAGAAAUCCGUUUUUAUCAGCUGCUAAAAUAGCGUAUUAUAAAUUAUUUGCUGCUAUAUAUGGGUUAGCAGGUGGAUGCGCCGAAACUGUAAUGGUGAAUUCUACGUGGACAGAAGAGCACAUUAAUGCAAUAUGGAAUUGUCCUUUCAAGACUCACAGGGUCUAUCCUCCUUGUGAUGUCGAGCAUUUGACGAAACUACCUUUACUUACCAUGGAAGAGAAGAAUGGGAUAAUCAAAAUUGUGUCUGUGGGUCAGUUUAGGCCUGAAAAAGAUCAUCCCUUACAAUUGAGAGCCUUGUAUGAACUCAGGUCUAUCGUCAGUGAAGAAUUAUGGGAAAGGAUUCGUUUGGUAUUCAUUGGAUCAUGUCGCAAUUCUGACGACGAGGCCAGAGUGAAAGACAUGCAAGAUUUAGCAAAGCAUCUGGCACUAGAUGAAAACGUGGAAUUCAAAUUGAAUGUUCCAUAUUCUGAGUUAGUGAGAGAGCUACAAGAAGGCACAAUUGGAAUCCAUGCCAUGUGGAAUGAACACUUUGGUAUCGGAGUAGUUGAGUGUAUGGCUGCUGGACUAAUCAUGGUCGCUCAUGCUUCUGGAGGCCCCAAAGCUGAUAUAAUAGAAACCCAGCGAGGAAGCCAAACUGGUUUCUUAGCGGAGAACGAGAAAGAGUACGCUAAAGUAAUGGCCUAUAUUAUGAGCAUGCACGCAAAGGACAGGGAUCAAAUUAGAACUGCAGCAAGAGCAUCUGUCAAUCGAUUCUCAGGAGAAAAUUUUGAGAAAGAAUUUUUGCGAGCAGUGGAACCUUUUUUCCGAUCAAAACAAGAGUAAAUACUGGUGCACUUAUUUUUUCUGAGAUGAAAUAUCGAUUAAAAUUCAUUACCCUAUUUAUAACUCUACUGUACAUAGUCAAAUAAAGUAUGCAGUGAAUUUUACA
Messenger RNA from Diprion similis, 1783 nucleotides. RefSeq names its product GDP-Man:Man(3)GlcNAc(2)-PP-Dol alpha-1,2-mannosyltransferase (gene Alg11). Lineage: Eukaryota; Metazoa; Arthropoda; Insecta; Hymenoptera; Diprionidae. Gene Ontology annotation, biological process: protein N-linked glycosylation. The transcript is spliced from 8 exons. Gene Ontology annotation, cellular component: endoplasmic reticulum membrane. Gene Ontology annotation, molecular function: GDP-Man:Man(3)GlcNAc(2)-PP-Dol alpha-1,2-mannosyltransferase activity. The coding region runs from base 205 to 1677 and encodes 490 amino acids. The record is from RefSeq and is a predicted model, not a curated record.